AUGAUUAGAGGUACUAGAGGACGACUUGUCGGGUUGUUUAGAAGUUCUGCUUUAUUGAGGAAUAAUAGCAGAAUAUAUAACAAUUACAACAGAAGAAGGGACGUACUUGUUUUGAAAUCAUUAGACCAUGUAAGAUGUUAUUCUGCUGCUGUUUCAGCUGUGAAGAAGUUGGUUGAUGAUGUUUCUCUAGAAAUUCAUACCGAUAUACAAGCUGCUGCAAAAGAACAAUCGGAAGUAAGAAACAAUGCUGCCAGCACUUCAAAUAAAGAAAGUAAAACAGAAUCAGAAGCUGCCAUAUUAAGCAGCUCCAACGCAUUGAAACAUGCAUAUCAAGAAAACACAGGGUUCGGUACAAGACCAAUCUAUUUGGACAUGCAGGCAACCACUCCUACCGACCCUAGAGUGCUUGAUACUAUGAUGAAAUUCUUUACUGGUCUAUAUGGUAACCCACAUUCAAAUACACAUGCUUAUGGUUGGGAAACGAAUAAAGAAAUCGAAAAAGCAAGAAAACAUGUUGCAGACUUGAUUAAUGCAGACCCAAAGGAAAUUAUAUUCACUUCAGGUGCUACCGAAUCAAAUAAUACUGUAGUCAAGGGUGUUGCUAGAUUUUAUAAAAAAACAAAAAAUCAUAUUAUUACAACAAGAACGGAACAUAAAUGUGUCUUAGAGGCUGCAAGAUCAAUGAUGAAUGAAGGUUUUGAAAUCACUUUUUUAUCGGUUGAUGAAAAUGGUUUGAUUGACUUAGAGGAUUUGAAGAAAAAUAUUAGGCCAACAACUUGUUUAGUCUCUGUUAUGGCUGUUAAUAAUGAAAUUGGUGUUUUACAACCAAUUAAGGAAAUAGGAGAAAUAUGCAGAAAAAAUAAAGUAUUCUUCCAUACAGAUGCUGCACAAGCUUAUGGAAAAAUUCCAAUGGACGUAAAUAAAAUGAACAUCGAUUUACUAUCAAUAUCAUCUCAUAAAAUAUACGGUCCAAAGGGUAUUGGUGCUCUGUAUGUAAGGAGAAGACCAAGAGUUAGAUUAGAGCCUUUACUAUCCGGUGGUGGACAAGAAAGAGGUUUAAGAUCGGGUACCUUGGCUCCACCUUUAGUCGCAGGUUUCGGUGAAGCCGCUAGAUUGAUGAAGCAAGAAUAUGAAUCAGAUCAUAAACAUAUUACAGAAUUAUCUGAUAGACUAACCAAGGGAUUGUUAUCAGUGGAACAUGCCACUUUAAAUGGUUCCCCAUCACAUCGUUACCCUGGCUGUGUGAAUGUGUCCUUUGCUUAUGUUGAAGGUGAAUCUUUACUAAUGGCUUUAAGAGAUAUUGCUUUGUCAUCAGGUUCAGCAUGUACAUCAGCUUCUCUAGAACCUUCUUAUGUUUUACACGCUUUAGGUAAGGAUGAUGCACUUGCUCAUUCAUCCAUUAGAUUCGGUAUUGGUAGAUUCACAACAAAUGAAGAAGUCGAUUAUGUCAUUAAGGCUAUAGUAGAAAGAGUAAAGUAUCUAAGAGAGUUAUCUCCUCUUUGGGAAAUGGUACAGGAAGGGAUUGAUUUAGAUUCCAUCCAAUGGUCUGGCCAUUAA
Molecule: messenger RNA, 1557 nt
Organism: Tetrapisispora phaffii CBS 4417
Lineage: Eukaryota; Fungi; Ascomycota; Saccharomycetes; Saccharomycetales; Saccharomycetaceae
Gene: NFS1
Product: cysteine desulfurase
Exons: 1
Coding region: 1-1557 (518 amino acids)
Biological process (GO): [2Fe-2S] cluster assembly
Cellular component (GO): cytosol; nucleus; mitochondrion
Molecular function (GO): cysteine desulfurase activity; pyridoxal phosphate binding
Source: RefSeq, a predicted model, not a curated record